GCGCAUGCGCGGUGAGGGUGAAGGCGGUGGCGAUAGUAGUAGUCGGGUAUUCUGACAUAUUAUUUUUUUCUUCCUCUUCAUCUUCUCGUCCUCCUGUUUUGUUUUGUUUUUUUUCUGGGCUCCAGCUGUGGCCAUGUCGUACGGUCCGUUAGAGAUAUACCGGCCCGGGGGCCUUCCGCCCCGAGACUUCAGCGCCAUUAUCCAGACCUGCAGCACGAACGUACAGCGACUGGCACAAUGCACUUCUCAGAUAAAAAACUUAAUGAGUCAGUUGGGAACCAAGCAGGACUCCAGCAAACUACAAGAAAGCCUACAGCAGUUGCAGCACACAGCAAACCAGCUUGCCAAAGAGACCAAUGAAUACCUGAAGGAGCUGGGCUCCCUGCCACUCCCCUUGUCUACGUCAGAACAGCGCCAGCAGAAACUUCAGAAGGAGCGUUUAAUGAAUGACUUUUCCGCAGCCUUAAAUAACUUUCAAGCGGUGCAGAGAAGAGUGUCAGAAAAAGAGAAGGAGGCUGUUGCCCGUGCAAGAGCUGGUUCCCGUCUCUCUGGAGAUGAGAGGCGCAGAGAAGAGCAGUUGGUCUCAUUUGACAGCAAUGAAGAGUGGAAUCAGAUGCAGUCUCAGGAAGAAGAUGUCGCAAUAACAGAACAAGACCUUGAACUAAUUAAGGAGAGAGAAACUGCCAUUAGACAAUUGGAGGCAGAUAUUCUGGAUGUGAACCAGAUAUUUAAAGAUUUGGCUAUGAUGAUUCAUGACCAGGGAGACAUGAUUGAUAGCAUUGAAGCAAAUGUCGAAAAUGCAGAGGUUCAUGUGGAAAGUGCCAAUGAGCAAUUACAGAGAGCUGCUUAUCAUCAGAAGAAAUCACGUAAGAAGAUCUGCAUCCUGAUUCUUAGCCUGGCUGUGGCUUCUCUAAUCUUGAUAAUUAUUUUAUGGCAGGCAUUAAAAUGAAAUAUUUAUAUGGAAUUGCAUUAAUUACAGAGGUGUUGGUUCCCCACCUCCCCCAGGGGAAAAGGGUAGACAAGCAGUGGAAUGAAUUCAUUGAGAUGAGAUGGAAUACAAACUGGUUUUCCUCUAGUAAUUAUAAUAUAUAGAAACUAACAUGAAGAUAACUUGUUCUUGGACCUAGUGAACCAUGAAGACAGUAUUUAUCCGUUUAUGUAAAAUUUUAUGUAAUUAAACUUACCUUGUGGGUUUUUUGUUUUCUCUAUUAUAUUAUUGCUGUCCAAAAUGUAAAGUGUUGAAGAGUGUAAUCGGUAAUCUAGAUUAUCUUGUUAAUGGACAUAUGCACUACAUAUUUAACUUUUUAAAAUAUGUAUUGCUUUUAUAAGUGACUUGCAUAGGGAUAACCUUUGAGAAGGGGCAACAUCUCACUUACUGAGCAAUUCUCACACUCCAGCACUUCUCUUGGUGUGAUCCAGAGAGCUUCUGCAAAUCUGCACUCUUGUACAUGGGGCUGUCACAUUUUUUCAAACAGCAUUUCCCACGUACCAUCGCAUAUGCUCUGAAACAACCAGAAAUGAUCUUCCAAUGUACAUUGUGAAUGGAGAAUAACCUUUCAUGGUACACUGCAGCCCUUUGCAUUAAUCAGCCAAUAGUGAACUUAAAUGCCUCCUUUUUUUUAAAUGGUAUACUUAGUGAAAAAUGUUGAGGCCGUUUGGAUUUGGAACCAAGAAUGUACUUAGUAAUGACUAAUCUAGUUUAGAAAUAUUUGUAUCUCGUGUCUAGUAACAUGGUUUCUCCAUGUUGCAUUUUUUUGUGGUUGAAAGUGAAUAAUUCAGCAAUGUUUCCAAAUGUCCAGUCGCCUAAUAACAUUGUGUUUGGUGGUGGGCCACUCUGCUCCCUCUUCCCAAUUUUGUACCCCUAGCACAUAGAUUGGAUAAUGCAGCACUUAAAAGACAUAGCACAGAGCUUUAAAUGGAUAAAACAGAGGUGAUUUAAAAGGGUCAUUUUAUGCAUAAAUACCUGUCUAAGAUAACAUUUCUAACUUUUAUAGUCUCUUGGUUGAGAAUCUUACUUGACCCCUUAGGCUGUAAGAGAAAGGGCCAGUUCAAAUGUAGUGGGAAAUUGUGUCCCAUAAAAUGAAUAUGCUCUGUCACACUUUGGGCUAUAUGCAUCCUUCCUGUCUUUUUUUCCAUUGCCUGUGAUAGGAGGAAAUGUAAAGGUUGUUUUUAGAGUUCGGAGGAAACUGCAGUAUUCUGCUGCCUUUAGAUUUGGGAAGCUGUUUUGAACCUGACCUGCACAUAACUGAGGUUUUAAAGAAAUGAUAUAGUUGGACAUAAUGGGUUACUGCUUCUGUUGUUUGAAAAAAACUUAAUGUCCUCUGUGCAUGAAGGAGGUAAGAAGCAUGUAAGCCCAAAGUUCAUUGUAGCACAUUCUCAAAUCAGGAAUCAUGUGAUACAGCCCUUUUGUCUGCUCUGAAUUGAUGUAUUAGAGUAGCCUUCUCCAAGGUGAUUCUAUUCAAAUGCUUUAGUCUUCAAUUCCCAUCAGCCCCAGCCAGCAUGGCUAAUGGUCAAUAUUGCUGGGAGCUGUAGUCUGAAACAUCUGAAGAGCACCAAUUUGAAGAAGUCUGUAUUAGAGGGAUCGUUUCAUAGAGCUCCUGGCUCGGUCCCACUUCUAAAUGUGAAACAGACUGAACAACUGACAAGGUAGAAUUGUCAGAUUCUAUAUACAAGAAAUUAUCUUUCUACUGACUCUUGCUAUUUAUUAUUUUUCACAUUUUGCUUAUUUAAAUUCCUAAACUGUGAAACCUAGUGUGGGAGAAGAAUGAUGCCCUCAGUUGCACAUAUUCCUUUGCACUAUAAUUCCAUCAUUCCAUCCAUUUUACUAUCAAUAAACCUUUUAAAAAGUA
Varanus komodoensis (Komodo dragon) is the source of this 2849-nucleotide messenger RNA. It is a transcript of the gene STX12, whose product is annotated as syntaxin 12. Gene Ontology annotation, molecular function: SNAP receptor activity; SNARE binding. Bases 134 to 949 code for a protein of 271 amino acids. Gene Ontology annotation, biological process: intracellular protein transport; vesicle fusion; vesicle-mediated transport. The transcript is spliced from 9 exons. Gene Ontology annotation, cellular component: SNARE complex; synaptic vesicle membrane; endomembrane system. NCBI's taxonomy places the organism in Eukaryota, Metazoa, Chordata, Lepidosauria, Squamata, Varanidae. The record is from RefSeq and is a predicted model, not a curated record.